Hydractinia symbiolongicarpus is the source of this 3253-nucleotide messenger RNA. RefSeq lists its product as uncharacterized. NCBI's taxonomy places the organism in Eukaryota, Metazoa, Cnidaria, Hydrozoa, Anthoathecata, Hydractiniidae. The transcript has 7 exons. The coding region runs from base 191 to 2389 and encodes 732 amino acids. The record is from RefSeq and is a predicted model, not a curated record.
AUUUCUGUGUGUAGAACAAUGUUUACCUAAAACACAUUGCAUCUUCACAAUACUUUUAGAAAUAUGUAUUAUACAAAAAGAGGAUGUAUAUAUCGUAGCGUUUGUACAAUCAACUUAACAUUCCUUGUUCAGAAAGAGAGAUAUUGAGAACAUUUCAUUUUUUACAGAUGGAAGUGGAGUGUCGGUUCCUAUGCCCCCUACAUUUGAAAAAAUAAAAGAGGAGAUACUGAAGAAGAUUGAAUCUGGAGAUAUUCUAUUAGGAUCUUUGGUUGAGCCAAAAAAAUAUAAAAAAGCUGUGAUAAAGAAUGGAGUGAUUUUCAAUGAAGAAUUCACAGUAUCUGGUCGUUGUAUACCACUGAGUGACAUUCGCAGAAAGAUUUUUGAAGAACAUCAAAGUUUGGGGAUUAUGAGAAAUCCAAAAGGUGCUUUGACAAGAUACUUCAUACUAUGGUCUGAUCAUGCAUCACUUUUGAGUGCUGGCCAUUUACUAUUGACUGUCAAAGUUGUUUACGAUGACAAGUUAUUUUAUACAGAUGAGGAAAUGUAUGCAAAAACAGGAAUUUGUCAUGAUGUUCAAGAACUUGUGGAGCGUCCAUCCGUUUAUAUUAUUGGUUUUGCCCAGGAUAGCAUUGCAGAGAAGCUUUCAUAUGUCGAAACCAGACUUAAUGACAUUAGAAAAUUGUCUGACCCAUUAAUUGUCAAUGAUAAGAAAGUGGUUGAUGUGAUAAGGUUUUUUCAUGGUGACCAUCCUGAAAUACAAUACGAGAGUGGUAACUCUCAUGGUGGAAACUUUCCCUGUCUUUGUGGAUGCAAAAAAUCAAGAUUUACAGAUAUAGCCCAUGUCUACAGUAACAAAAUAGUGUCCUUGGAACAAAGAAGGAAGAAGGUAAUAUCAGGCCCAGCAGGACAACAACAAAAAGCUGUGUCUCCAUUUCAACAACUCAAUGUGGAGAAACUGGGUCUUGAAGUAAAUUACAGAAACCUUGACCGUGACUUACCAGUUCAUCAAAAGUUGCACAAAAAGGACCUUGAACAGCUACUAAAAAAUCAUUUGACAGGAAUUAUCCGUGUUCCAGCUCUUUGCUUUGGAAAUGAACAUAGUACAAUGGAGUCCUUGAAUCUUGCUAAUUAUGAAGUGAUGCCGAUUGAACCACUGCAUGAUUGUAAAGGACAUAUCAAGAAUUUGUGGGAUGUUUUGCAUGAAGUGUUGACACCUCAAGAGAAUAAAAUUUUUCAACAGUCCCUAGAUGCCACAUAUGGUUCGAAGGACAAGGUGAGAGGAUCUGACUAUCGGCUGUCAUCAAUAGUUGUUUACCAAUCAAUGCAAAGCACUUGCAGAAAGGAAAUCAAAGAGUUGUUGUACACAUUGAUGGAGCUAGUUCGGUUAUCAUAUCUUAAAUCCCAAAAAAGGUCCCCACGAAUUAUUCUACGAUUACAUAAUAUUAGUUUCCAGCAUGCCAUGUUGUGCCAAGAUCUGUUUGGGCAUAAUUUAAAGUCAAUGUCUACACAAAAGCUUUAUGGCAUUUAUUAUCAUGGCUUGACAACACAUUUAGCAGAAGUAUCGAGAAUUAUCUCACCAAGCUCCUUACACACAGAGAAUGAAGAACAGCUAUUCAGCAAAAUUAAUCAAAUAAGUUUGAGAACAUCAGCCAGAUCCUUAGAAUCCAUACGUGAUAAUAGCAUCAUCCGUAUUCAAGCUGAACAGAAAUUUAUUGCCAAAGAAUGUUCUAGAAAAUCAACUAACACAUCUAAAAUAUCGAAAUUUUCAGAGAGUGUACUUGAUGAGAAAAGAAGUUGUUUUAACAUUAACUUACCUCUACGGAAAUAUCAGGCACACUUGGAAAGAAUUGCAGAUUUUUUGCUCUAUGGUAAUGGUGUUUGGUGGCAUAGAGAAAAUGAUAUUAUCAUAUUUCAUGAUGGAAAAGAGGAUGAUGAUUUCAGAGUUGAAGGGCCUUUGAUGACAAAUUUCAAACAAGACAACCUGCAAUCAGUAGCAAAAGAUGUAGAAGCUUGUUGGAAGAAAUGCGUUGAUCGUGGUAUUGAAUUGCCAAUCACAAAGAUAAAUACUUUCGACGAAAAUGGAGAUUUAAUAGAAUGCAAGGCACUUGAAGAAACUGGCGUUACAAAUCCAAAAGCAAACAUAACAAGUAAUAUCAAACUGAUGGCUGAUGAUGAUAAUGCAGAAUAUGAUAAUGCGUAUAUAUCACAUGAUAAUAAUGAAGAGAUAGAAAUGGAGAUAGAUAUCACAUUAGAACAGCAACCUUCCUUCAUAGCAAAAAAUUUUAAGAUGCCGAAUACAGAAGAGCUUAAAUCAAAUAAAAUUUACAUGGAGAAAUAUAAAUUAAAUUACCACGCCAAAAAAAUUCUUGAACAAUGGACAAAUAUUUAGUUUUUCAGCAAAAGGAUCAAUAUGCGCUUUUAAAUUUUAAGAAGCAUAUUUUUCAACAAAUUAGCCAGAGCUAGCUAAAAUAAAAACAUUUGAUAUAUAUAUAUAUACAAAACUUUUUUUCUGAUACGUUUCGUAUGGGAAAUGUAUUUUUAUAUUAUUGUGGAUCAUCAUUUUGCACAAACGAAAAAACAAGAACAACACGAGAAGGAAAUUAAUACCUUUAAAAAGAUAUCAAAGUAUUUGUUGUUGCUUUGACGGGCUUAAUACGCAAUAAUCUUGUAUUGUGCAAAACUUAGAAGAAAUAGCUAGCUAGCUAACAGUCUUAAAAAGGUCCAUUUUUACAAUCCAUUAUGUGGGUUAUAUAUCUGCACCCUAAAUCAAGAGAAUACUAGCUAAACUGCUUUUCUAAUUAAGCUACUCUUUCGUACAGAGGUAGGAUUUGCACCCACAACUAUUUAGCUAAGUAAUCUGCAGUGAUCUAAGAACUACAUAAACAGUUUAAUUUCUUGACUAACUGUUUUUAUAUUGUAUAUAUCUAUCUAUGUAUAUAUCUAUGUAUAUAACAGCCAGAAAGGCUAUGUAUAGCUCUGACAGUUACAAAGUUUAGGUAAACACUUCCAGAAAUAUAUAGCUAGCUUUUGCUAUAGCUACUAUAUAUAUAAUUUUGACAGGUAGCUAUAGGCAAAUAGAAUAUAGAAAAUUUCAAAUAUAUAGAAUAAAUAAUAUUACAAACCUUGUUUUUACUGCGUGAUCACAAAUACCUUAACAGCCAAAUGUAUGGUACAACCAACCAUUUCUGUCAACACAAAAACACAAAAAUGGCGGCACCUUCUUGUCUUCUUCACAAACUUGAAACGACAAAAA